Messenger RNA from Python bivittatus (Burmese python), 1132 nucleotides. RefSeq names its product ring finger protein 7 (gene RNF7). Lineage: Eukaryota; Metazoa; Chordata; Lepidosauria; Squamata; Pythonidae. Gene Ontology annotation, molecular function: zinc ion binding. The record is from RefSeq and is a predicted model, not a curated record.
UUCUAGGGCAAAUAACUCCUCGCAGAUCUGCCCUCUCGCCGGGCUGCCCCCUCAACGUUGCCUGCACCGAGGUCGGCCCACCCGCACCCGAGUGGUCCGGGGCUCCUCGGUCUGCCGCUGGGGGGGGCCGGAGCUGCGUCGGAAGAGCCGGGCGGGGCAGCCAGGCCGCCUUCGCCGCCGCCUCCUCCCGCCCCCAGCCAUGGCCGACGCGGAGGACGGAGACGAGCCCGGCGUUUCUGCUUCUCACUUGGGUUCUUCCGGCGCCAAGGCGGGUGGCGCCGACAAGAUGUUCUCGCUGAAGAAGUGGAACGCCGUGGCCAUGUGGAGCUGGGAUGUCGAGUGCGACACCUGCGCCAUCUGCCGGGUGCAGGUCAUGGAUGCCUGUCUUAGAUGUCAAGCUGAAAACAAACAAGAAGAUUGUGUUGUGGUCUGGGGCGAGUGUAAUCAUUCCUUCCACAAUUGCUGCAUGUCACUGUGGGUGAAACAGAACAACCGUUGCCCCCUCUGCCAGCAGGACUGGGUAGUCCAAAGAAUAGGCAAAUAAAAUUGCUUCCGGUUAUUGCACUGAAGUUGUUUGAAAUGUUACACAACUAACGGUAUGCUUUCUCUGUGAAAGAAGGAAGAAGUCACAGUGUGGCAAAAUCCAUCUUAUUUAUUUAUGUCUACACAGGGACUUAGAUCUGAAAUUUUUGUGUUAGUUUACUGGUUUGUUGGUCUUUAAAAAUGUUCCAUCAGGAACUUAGCUGCAGUAUUUAAGAAUGUAUCUAAAUAUUUAAUAUGAACACAGUUCAUUAAUUUAGGAAUUAUUUAGGGCUUAUAGGUCUAUGAUUAUUAAUACAGGUAAUUUCAGCUUGAAAUAUUGCUACUUUUUCUCAAAAUGAAGUUAUUAAUAAAUAAUUGAUGGUGCAUUGUUUUUAUUUAGGUAUUGUUUAUCAUUAUUUCUUUAGGUAUUGAUAAAUACUUGUUUCCAUAGUACUUUAAGAUGAAAUUGAAUUGAUUGCCUUUUCAAAGUAUGUACCUUCUCCACGCAUAAUUAAACCUUUUAACAUUGUAAAAUGUGUAAGUUAUUUGUCCCUAUAAGAUAAUGUAUUUAAAAGUUUCAUAUUAAAAAGUGUGGAACUUGGAAGCAUAA